UCGCAAAAGAAACGCGAGACAUUAUUUCUGUUUGGUGAUUAGUGAAACGAUCGAUGGAGUGGGUCAGGCGGGUUAUGGUCAGAGCUGCGCCGGCGGGUGAGAGGACCUUAGUUCUGGUGUUGACGGUUGAGUGAACGAUGAGUUCGAAGCGGAGUCGGGACCGGAGCCGGAGCCGGAGCCACAGCCACAGCCACCACAAGAGGAAGGAGAAGCGGCGCCGCUCCCGGUCAGCUUCCCGGGACGGGAGAUGGAGGAGGGAGGGCAGCCGGAACCGGAGCCCGUCUCCCAAAGGCGACCGACGGUUGAAAUCGCGCUCCUCCCCCGCCCGAUCCCGGAGCCGGUCUCGUUCACCGCCGCCUUCUCCCCGUUCGACCUCCUCUUCCUCUUCCUCUUCCCCUUCCCCCUCCCGCAGCCCGAGCAGUGUCAGCCGCUUGCUGAGCCUCCAGGAGAAGCUGAGGCAGAAAGCCGAGAAGAAGCAGCAGCGAGAACUGGCCAAGGCCAUCGAGACUCCGGAGGAGAAGCGGGCCCGCCGCCUGGCUAGGAAAGAGGCCAAAGAAAGGAAGAAGAGGGAGAAAAUGGGCUGGAGCGAGGAGUACAUGGGCUACACGAACGCUGACAAUCCAUUCGGAGACAACAAUCUGCUCGGCACCUUUAUCUGGCAUAAGGCUUUGGAAAAGAAAGGAAUUAGUCACCUGGCUGAGAAGGAUUUAAAGGACAGAAACAAGCAAAUUCAAGAGGACAACCGCUUGGAAUUGCAAAAGGUGAAACAACUGCGUCUGGAACGAGAGCGGGAAAAGUGCCUACGGGAACAGGAGCUGGAGAUGUUACAGCGUGAGAAGGAAGCUGAGCACUUUAAGACCUGGGCAGAACAAGAGGAUUAUUUCCAUUUACAGCAAGCUAAAUUGAGGUCAAAGAUUCGUAUUUUAGGAGGCAGAGCCAAGCCAAUUGACCUUCUUGCAAAAUACAUCAGUGCAGAAGAUGAUGAUCUAGCUGUAGAAAUGCACGAACCUUACACGUUUCUAAAUGGGCUGACUGCAUCAGACUUGGAAGAUCUUCUCGAAGAUAUAAGGGUUUAUAUGGAGUUGGAGCAGGGAAAGAAUGCUGACUUUUGGAGAGAUAUGACAACUAUAACUGAGGAUGAAAUAAGUAACCUGAAAAAGCUUGAAGCUUCUGGAAAAGGACCAGGAGAGAGGAGAGAAGGAAUUAACACUUCAGUGAGUACUGAUGUCCAGUCGGUAUUUAAAGGGAAAACUUACAACCAGCUUCAAGCAUUGUACCUGAACAUUGAGGCAAAGAUCAAAACUGGUGGUUCAAAUUUGGACAUUGGCUAUUGGGAAUCUUUAUUACAACAACUCAAGGCAUAUAUGGCCAGAGCCAGACUACGUGAAAGGCAUCAGGAUGUAUUGCGUCAGAAGCUUUACAAACUGAAGCAAGAGCAGGGAGUGGAAAGUGAACCCUUGUUUCCCAUUCUAAAGAAAGAAUCAGAAUCUUCGGAGGAAAAAAUGGAUGAAACUGGCCGAAAUGAAUUACAUCAGAAUAUUUGCAUGCUGAAGCAAAAUCAAGAAAUUGAAAGUGAGCCAUUCUUUUUAAUUCCAAGUAAAGAGCCUCCAUUUCCCAAGAACAGGUCAGGUGAAGACGAGGAAGCACCAGGCACCUCUGCCUCAGGCACUUCAGAAACGAAUGAAGAUGAUGAGAAUGCAGAACCAGAAGCUGAAGGAGAGGCGGUGCUUACUGAGGAGGACCUAAUCCAGCAAAGCUUGGACGAUUAUGAUGCUGGCAAAUACAGUCCUAGGUUAUUCAGCCCUCAUGAACUACCUAUGGACACCCACAUAGUAGAUGCUGAAGAAGAUCUGCAAAAAUUAAUGAUGGCAAGACAGCAGUUGCAAGUGACAGGUGACGCCAGUGAGAGCGCUGAAGAUGCCUUUGUACGCAAAGCCAAGGAGGGGAUGGGAACUGAUGAAGCUCAGUUCAGUGUGGAGAUGCCCUUAACUGGCAAAGUCUAUCUUUGGGCUGACAAAUAUCGUCCAAGGAAACCCCGCUUUUUCAAUCGUGUUCAUACUGGCUUUGAAUGGAACAAAUACAAUCAAACACAUUAUGAUUUUGACAAUCCUCCUCCAAAGAUAGUCCAGGGUUACAAAUUCAACAUAUUUUAUCCAGAUCUUAUUGACAAAAGGGCAACCCCACAUUAUUUCCUUGAGCCAUGUGUGGACAACAAAGACUUUGCAAUUCUACGCUUCCAUGCAGGCCCUCCAUAUGAAGAUAUUGCUUUUAAAAUUGUGAACCGUGAAUGGGAGUACUCUCACAGGCAUGGUUUUAGGUGUCAGUUUGCUAAUGGAAUAUUUCAACUAUGGUUUCACUUCAAAAGAUAUCGUUACAGAAGGUAAUAGCACCAGUGUCAAAGGAUGUGACAGUUUAUUGUGUUUUGGUUGCACCCUUUUCCUGAGAUUGCAACGCACAUUGACAGAAGACUUUAAAAUGCUACUUCCAAACAAGACACUUUGUUUUUCCACAGUAAUGUGAGAUUUUAACCCUGUCUUUACUGUUGUUUUUCUAGUAAGCUUCUGGUCAAGGAAAUACAAGCUUAUUAUAAAUUCAUAACUGUCCAGCUGUGAGAACUAAAUCUCUUAAAAUGCCUGCAUCUUUUGACAUAUAUUUGUGUUGUUGCUUUGAUCUCCUUUUUGCAAGAACUUGGCAGUUUUUCAUUUUUUAAAUACAGUUUUUUUCAGAAGCAAUAUAAAAGUUGGGUAGGCUAUUUAAUCCCUCAAGCUUAUUCCACCAUUUAUGAAUCAUGGUUUAUAUGCAGUCAAGUUUUAUAUGCAGUCAAGCUUCAUGUGCCUGCCUAUGUUCCCUAUCCCUUCAUAUAUGUGGCUAUCCAAAAUCUAUUAAACUGAGCUUGAAAGCUAACAA
Messenger RNA from Stegostoma tigrinum, 2907 nucleotides. It is a transcript of the gene cactin, whose product is annotated as cactin. The record is from RefSeq and is a predicted model, not a curated record. NCBI's taxonomy places the organism in Eukaryota, Metazoa, Chordata, Chondrichthyes, Orectolobiformes, Stegostomatidae. Gene Ontology annotation, cellular component: spliceosomal complex; cytoplasm. The transcript has 10 exons. Bases 138 to 2384 code for a protein of 748 amino acids. Gene Ontology annotation, molecular function: protein binding. Gene Ontology annotation, biological process: negative regulation of innate immune response; mRNA cis splicing, via spliceosome.